UUGAAUUCGCUUUCCUAACAAACGGACGUUCUGCAAUACAAGAGUUAAUAGUACGGAUACAUUUGUCGCGUGUGGUUUGCUCUCGUAUAAUAAGUUCUUCAUGCACAUACAACCAAUAGUGUAACGCAAAUUUUAUGUAGAUAUAGCCGUCGUAAUUUAAUGUGGAUAUUCAGAAAACGGAGUCUUGCAAUUGGAACAGAAUAAAAAAUAAAGUUCAACAAAAAAUUGCAAGUUACCGACAAUCUAGUCGUUUAAGCGCAAUUUAUAAGCAACACACACAAUAGAUUUUCUCAAGUGUGCCAUCGCGAUGGCUGCUCCAGCAGCCUGUACGCGUUUCUCCGAUAACUAUGAUAUAAAGGAAGAACUUGGAAAAGGCGCCUUUUCGAUAGUUAAACGAUGUGUCCAAAAGUCGACAGGAUUUGAGUUUGCUGCAAAGAUUAUCAAUACUAAGAAACUUACAGCAAGAGAUUUUCAGAAAUUGGAAAGGGAGGCUCGCAUAUGCCGAAAAUUGCACCAUCCUAACAUUGUUCGAUUACAUGACAGUAUACAGGAGGAGAACUAUCAUUAUCUCGUUUUUGAUCUUGUAACUGGUGGUGAGCUAUUCGAAGAUAUUGUUGCACGUGAAUUUUAUUCAGAGGCUGAUGCAUCACAUUGUAUUCAACAAAUAUUGGAAUCGGUUAAUCACUGCCACCAGAAUGGUGUGGUGCAUCGAGAUCUCAAGCCAGAGAAUUUACUAUUAGCUAGUAAGGCAAAGGGUGCAGCUGUGAAACUCGCUGACUUUGGUCUAGCCAUUGAAGUACAAGGCGAUCAUCAGGCAUGGUUUGGAUUUGCGGGUACUCCGGGUUAUCUAUCACCUGAAGUUUUGAAAAAGGAGCCUUACGGCAAAUCGGUAGAUAUAUGGGCAUGUGGAGUCAUUCUUUACAUUUUGCUUGUGGGCUAUCCACCAUUCUGGGAUGAGGAUCAACAUCGAUUGUACUCACAAAUUAAGGCUGGAGCCUAUGAUUAUCCAUCACCAGAGUGGGAUACUGUAACACCAGAAGCUAAAAAUUUAAUCAAUCAAAUGCUUACUGUUAAUCCAAAUAAGAGAAUUACUGCAGCUGAAGCCUUGAAACAUCCGUGGAUAUGUCAAAGGGAACGCGUGGCUUCAGUAGUCCAUCGCCAAGAAACAGUUGAUUGUCUCAAAAAAUUCAACGCGCGUCGUAAACUUAAGGGCGCUAUACUAACAACAAUGUUGGCCACUAGGAAUUUUUCAAGUAGGUUCAUGCCUUCAUAUAUAAAACAUUAUUUUCUGUUUUUCAUCAAAAAAUUUAUCUCACAUAAAGGUAGAAGCAUGAUAACCAAGAAAGGGGAUGGAUCACAAGUGAAGGAAUCAACUGAUUCAUCUAGCACAACUCUUGAAGACGACGACGUUAAAGAAGAUAAAAAAGGAAUUGUUGAUCGCAGUACUACAGUCAUAUCAAAAGAUCCAGAAGAAAUAAGGAUUGUGUGUCCUGCAAAAGCUUGCCAGCAAAUCUCAGGAAACUCACAGUGCUCUUCAGCCAGACGACAGGAAAUUAUCAAAAUCACAGAACAAUUGAUUGAGGCAAUCAACAGCGGUGACUUCGAUGGAUAUACUAAAAUAUGUGAUCCACAUCUAACGGCUUUCGAACCAGAGGCAUUAGGCAAUUUAGUCGAAGGAAUUGAUUUCCACAAAUUUUAUUUUGAAAAUGUUCUUGGUAAAAAUUGCAAGGCAAUAAACACUACAAUACUAAAUCCCCAUGUACAUUUGCUAGGAGAGGAAGCGGCUUGCAUUGCCUAUGUAAGGCUUACUCAAUAUAUUGACAAGCAAGGACAUGCACACACUCAUCAGUCGGAGGAGACACGCGUUUGGCAUCGACGAGAUAACAAAUGGCAAAAUGUCCACUUUCAUCGAAGUGCCUCAGGGAAGAUUAGUGGGGCAACGACUUUCGAUUUUUUACCACAGAAAUAGAUUCGUGGCCUAAAUGGAUUAUACGUUGAAAUUCAUUCGACACAAUGAUGAUGUUAGGAACUCUACACUACUUAAAAAUUGUACUGACAAAGGAUCGUCGUAGUGCACAGCUAUCAGCGUUUUGGAGUUAGUCCCUAAUAACACAAAAUAUAAAAAUAAAUACAUAUAUUGGAGGGGCGAACAUUGUAAGUCAAUAUAAUACUAUAUAUUAUUUUUCCCCGGUCCGCGUGACCUUCCAAAUAAACGUGCGUUCCAUUUUCUGCAUGCAUAAGACAGAAAAAAAUAAUAAAAUAUACAUACAAAUUUAUAAUUAAAGAAAUGUCCAAGAAACAUUUGACAAUGAUCUUCAAAUGGCUAAUCACUACUAAUCUAGCACUUUAUGCAAAGCCCUAAUACAGUUUUUGACGUCGCACUCACAAACACAAACACAAAGUUACUCACACAGCCAAUCAUUCAUGUAUUUAUAGUUAAUAAAUAGCAGUAACAAAAACUUUCUUUUAAAAAAUCGAUCUCUAUAGUUCCAACUUUGCCUGCAAACAUAACAUAACCUAACAAAUUUACAUUAGUACGUUGUGAAACUAAAGUUAAAUACUGCUAUAUAUGUAUGUGUGUGUGCACGUUCUUAUAUACAUACACACACACAUAUAUAUAUACAUAUGAAUUUGUAAGUACUAAUAUGUAUAUUUCAAACUUAAGAAUUUCAUCAUAAUAUAAACAAAUACUUACAUGUUGUAUCCAUUUACGAUUUAAAUUCUAUAAAGUGCAUAUAGGAUAAUCAAACGAGUUAAAACAAGGAAACAACACACAGACAGACACACACAAUAAUACAUUCAUUAAUGAUUCUAUUAUGAAUGACAUUUUGCUGACAUUAACUGGCGGCACCUACCUUAGUUAUUUAAGCGUAAUUAAAACAAACGCAAACGCAUUUUCAGAUUUAACUUUGCAACUAAAUUAUAUGAAGAAGCAAAAAUGAUAAACAAAACAAAACAAAACAAAACAUGAUAAUGAGACCUAUAGCUAUUUAAUAACAAAAUAAUCUAUAAAUAAUUAUAUUAACAAUUUAUUGGUAUGAAAAACAUAUUCAAGAAAAAACA
Messenger RNA from Drosophila nasuta, 3063 nucleotides. RefSeq names its product Calcium/calmodulin-dependent protein kinase II (gene CaMKII). Gene Ontology annotation, molecular function: calcium/calmodulin-dependent protein kinase activity; ATP binding; calmodulin binding. Gene Ontology annotation, biological process: protein phosphorylation. The transcript is spliced from 15 exons. Lineage: Eukaryota; Metazoa; Arthropoda; Insecta; Diptera; Drosophilidae. The record is from RefSeq and is a predicted model, not a curated record. The coding region runs from base 308 to 1969 and encodes 553 amino acids.